Messenger RNA from Morus notabilis, 1469 nucleotides. RefSeq names its product putative septum site-determining protein minD homolog, chloroplastic. Gene Ontology annotation, molecular function: ATP hydrolysis activity; ATP binding. The transcript has a single exon. The record is from RefSeq and is a predicted model, not a curated record. Gene Ontology annotation, biological process: negative regulation of cell division. NCBI's taxonomy places the organism in Eukaryota, Viridiplantae, Streptophyta, Magnoliopsida, Rosales, Moraceae. Gene Ontology annotation, cellular component: cytoplasmic side of plasma membrane; cytosol. The coding region runs from base 139 to 1095 and encodes 318 amino acids.
CCCAAAUAAACACCAUUGCAGAGUCCAAAAUUAUCACUGGGAACACUCACAGACAGUCCAACUCUCUUCACUUCCCCCACAAAAAUGAAUCUUUUCCUCUUCAACUUCUAAAACUCUCUCUCUUUCUCUCUCUAGAAAAUGCUCUCUCUCCGAUUCCUCCCUUCCACCAACUUCCAGUUCCACACCCCCAAAACCCCAAAACCCCCAAGAUUCCCUACCCCAAAACCCCUGGCCGUACGGUCCGUCCUCCAAUGGAAUAGGAAGCCGGAGCUGGCCGGAGAAACCCCCCGCGUGGUCGUCAUAACCUCCGGCAAGGGCGGCGUCGGCAAGACGACGACCACCGCGAACAUCGGGCUCUCCCUCGCCCGCCUCGGCUUCUCCGUCGUGGCCAUCGACGCCGAUGUCGGCCUCCGCAACCUCGACCUCCUCCUCGGCCUCGAGAACCGCGUCAACUACACCGUCGUCGAGGUCCUCAACGGCGACUGCCGCCUCGACCAGGCCCUCGUCAGGGACAAGCGCUGGUCCAAUUUCGAGCUCCUCUGCAUCUCAAAACCUAGGUCGAAACUCCCCAUCGGCUUCGGCGGCAAAGCCCUAAUCUGGCUCGUCGACGCCCUCAAGUCCCGCCAAGAAGGCUGCCCAGACUUCGUCAUCAUCGAUUGCCCCGCCGGCAUCGACGCCGGCUUCAUCACCGCCAUUACUCCGGCCAACGAGGCCGUCCUCGUCACCACCCCGGAUAUCACCAGCUUGAGAGACGCCGACAGAGUCACCGGGCUUCUGGAAUGCGACGGAAUAAGGGAUAUAAAGAUGAUUGUGAACCGGGUUCGGACGGAUAUGAUAAAGGGCGAGGAUAUGAUGUCGGUGCUGGAUGUGCAGGAGAUGUUGGGGUUGGCUUUGCUUGGAGUGAUUCCCGAGGAUUCGGAGGUCAUAAGGAGCACAAACAGAGGGUAUCCUCUGGUGUUGAAUAAGCCGCCGACAUUGGCUGGGUUGGCUUUUGAGCAAGCGGCUUGGAGGCUGGUUGAGCAGGAUAGUAUGAAGGCUGUUAUGGUUGAGGAAGAGCCCAAGAAGAAAGGGUUCUUCUCCUUCUUUGGUGGGUAAGAUUCAAAUAUUAUUAUUAUUUUUAUAUAUAACACUUUUGUUGUUGACAGUUUUGGAGAAUUUUUUUGAAAAUUUGAUGAGGGAUUGACGUAAGUGUUAUUGAGCUAGGCUUGUUAGAAGCUUUGUACAGUGGGUCUUCAAAGUUUGCCCCGUCUUGAUUUCUGUUAUUUGUUUUGAUCUAUUCGAUUGUUUGGUUUUGUAGUAUUAGUUUUGAAGAUUGUGUCUGUUGCUCAUAGUUGAGAUCGGCUGAACAAUGGCUUCUGUUCUUUAGUAUUAGUUUGGAAGAUUGGUGGCUCUAGGAUUAGUUGUUCUACUUAUCGUUGAAGGAAAAUGGAAUGGUUAUUGCAAUGAAUUUAUAUCCUUUAUCUUGAGCU